AUGAAAGUGAUGUUGGGCGAUAUCCGUGGUUUGCUACAAUAUUUCAUGACAAACCAAAAAAUGAGCCAAGAAUUGUUUGCGGUGGUACAAUUAUUUUCCGAUAAUGUAAUAAUCACGUCUGCACAUUGUCUUUAUGAUGAAGCUAAAGCAGCGAAAUUUAAUGCAUCUUAUGUUAAGGUAGCAGUUGGUACAGGCCUUUACAAAUGGAACGAUUCAUUAUAUAAUACACCAUAUGCUCAAUAUUACGAAGUCAAACAGAUAAAUGUAUUUCCUUUAUACCGUGGUAUUGUAACAAAUUUCAGAGACGACAUAGGUGCGAUUAUAUUAAAAGAUAAAAUUAAAUUUAAUCGAUAUAUUUCACCGGCUUGCCUUGAUCUUAAUAAUGAUAAUAGGCCUACAGAAUUACCAAAAGGAACUAAUUAUACGCUUACAGGAUAUAAAGAUUUUGAAUUUAAAAAACUUGAACCGGUAAUAAUUCCCUUACUACCAGCUUUGGAAUGCAUCGAUGAGAGUGACGACCAAUUUAAACAAUACAUCACAGUAAAUAACAUAUGUGUUGGAAAUCCAAACGCGGAACCAUAUAGUGCAUUUUAUGGUUAUGGAGGGUCAGGUGUAAUGAAACCAUAUGCGGAACCAAAAACUUUAAUCGGAAUUGUAUCUAUAAGUUUAACUACUCAGGGAAUAAUUCUGCUCACAGAUAUUUCGAAUUAUAUUCACUGGAUUAAAGAUGUCUUGAGCACAGCUAAUGAAGUGGAACAACCAAUAUUUUGUGGCAGAAUUUCAUCAUCGUCUAACAUCAAUCAAAUGUGUACUAUACCACCACCCCUCGAAAAUGGCCAAUAUGUAAUUGGAGGCUUUGAUGGCAUUCCGAAUCCCGGUACAAAAGUUCCAGAGUGGUCAGUAAUUAAAUUUAAUUGCAACGAAGGAUUUGGAUUAAUUGGAGACGAUACCGGCAUUUGUACUAAUGGCCAAUGGUCUACAACAGCAAAAUGUUUAAAUCAAGUAUUUGCUGAAUAG
Molecule: messenger RNA, 1017 nt
Organism: Ctenocephalides felis (cat flea)
Lineage: Eukaryota; Metazoa; Arthropoda; Insecta; Siphonaptera; Pulicidae
Product: serine protease gd-like
Exons: 8
Coding region: 1-1017 (338 amino acids)
Biological process (GO): proteolysis
Molecular function (GO): serine-type endopeptidase activity
Source: RefSeq, a predicted model, not a curated record